ACUUUUUUCAGAUGGCCUUUUUGGAAGAAAUAGUCAAAUGGCCGAUACAGAUGACAGAUCUGAAGGUAAACAUGAUCAAGAACCCGUUUAUGACGAAGUACAGAAAGGUUCAAGGCAGAAUCCUGUGAAACCUGUGGUAAACAUACAAGCCAGCCGAUCAACUGAGGAGUCUAAUGAUGAUGAUGUAUAUGAAACCGUUGAAGAUAGCUAUACUACAAUGUCGGCUGGUAAUAGUGACAUAAUCCCCGACACAAGCCCUGAGCUAAAGCUUUCAACAGUAAGGUUAACUGGACCAUCCCAGUCACCUGAGUCCUUGAUAUCACAACCGGAUAAUAGUUUAAGGCAGAAUCCUAUGAAACCUGUGUUAAACAUACAAGCCAGCCAAUCAACAGAAGAGUCUAAUGAUGAUGAUGUAUAUGAUACCGUUGACGAUAGAUAUACUACAAUGUCGGCUGGUAAUAGUUACAUAAUCCCCGACAAAAGUCCUGAGCUUCAGCUUCCAACAAUACGAUUAACUGGACCACCACAAUCUUCUGAGUCCUUGAUAUCACAACUUGAUAAUAGCUUUAAAAAUGAAAUACGAGUAGUUUUGAUUGGUAAGACAGGUGCGGGAAAAAGCACAACGGGCAAUAUAUUGCUUGGUAAGGAAAGUUUUUCUACAGCAAUGAAUCCCGUUUCUGUAACCAAGGAGUGCUGUCGUGCAGAAUCAGAUAUUCAUGCAAGGAAACUAGUUGUAAUUGAUACUCCAGGACUGUUCGACACAGAACUGUCGCCUGAAGAAAUCCAAAAAGAAAUUAUUCGAUGCGUUACUAUGUCAGUUCCUGGGCAUCACAUUUUCCUUAUUUUACUGCAAGUUGGAAGAUUAACAACGGAAGAAAUUUCAACACUAGAUCAACUCUUUGACAUAUUUGGAAAGAACAUGGGCCGAUUUUGUAUGAUAGUAUUUACCAGGAUUGAAGAUUUGGAAAGGGAAGGUAGUACGAUCGACAAAUUCAUAAAAGAUGGGGGACCACUACUCUCAGGAUAUAUUGAAAAGUGCAGUGGUAGAUAUUUUGCUCUAAAGAAUCCUCUCUCUCAGGAAGAACAAUUUCAAGUAUCUGCAACCUUAUUUAAGAAGAUUAACGAAAUUAUUUCGAAAAACAAGAAUAAAUGCUUUACAAAUUUGUUUUAUAGAGAUGCAAAAGAAAGAUAA
Mytilus californianus (California mussel) is the source of this 1192-nucleotide messenger RNA. Its product is annotated as GTPase IMAP family member 9-like. The transcript is spliced from 7 exons. The record is from RefSeq and is a predicted model, not a curated record. Bases 38 to 1192 code for a protein of 384 amino acids. Gene Ontology annotation, molecular function: GTP binding. Lineage: Eukaryota; Metazoa; Mollusca; Bivalvia; Mytilida; Mytilidae.